Messenger RNA from Tilletiaria anomala UBC 951, 3216 nucleotides. RefSeq names its product DUF1715-domain-containing protein. Gene Ontology annotation, molecular function: mRNA binding. The transcript has 3 exons. The record is from RefSeq and is a predicted model, not a curated record. Lineage: Eukaryota; Fungi; Basidiomycota; Exobasidiomycetes; Georgefischeriales; Tilletiariaceae. The coding region runs from base 1 to 3216 and encodes 1071 amino acids.
AUGCAAGACGGCUUCGGACAGCCGUCUUUUCCUGGCUCUCGAACUGGAUCCGGCCCACAGCGCUAUGCAUCACCUUAUCCUGACAGGGCUCGCUCUCCAUCACCCAGCAAACGCUCGUCGACAGGAGCACAGCAGCAGCCCCAGCAUCCAAUGCCACAACAGUACCAGCAACAGCAAUCGCAGCAGCAGUCUAUGUUUGGACGACCUGGCGAUCCAGGUCCAUCGCCUUGGGGGCCGCAGACGCAACUACCAGCACCACGGAGACCGGUGAAUGCAUCAAAUCCAGGGCAGUCGGUUGCGCAAGGCCAAGGUCCUUUCGGCGCCGAGCCUUUUCUCGGUUACAACGAUCUGUUUCUUGCAGGCAUCAAUCCUGGGCCAAGGCCUCAAGCGGAGGAUUCUGAAGGCGAUGGAAGACCUACAAGGGCUGAAGACUUGGCGGAGACACUAGGGCGCUUGGACAUGCAGGGGUCACUCAGAGACGUUGAUGUACCUGGCUCUGCUGCUCAGGGCCCAGAGGGCUUUCCGUUCCCGCCUCCAGGCAUGGCUAUGGUUUCAGGGAUGCCCAACGUCCCUGGGCUACCAGCUUCUGGGAGCCUCAGCCCUCGCAGCCUACUGCAUUACCAUCACCAGCAGCUGCAGGCGCAGCACGCUCUCGCCCUUCAAGCAGCUCAGCAGGCAGGUGGGGCGCAUCACUCGAUGGCAGGAGGUGCGUCAAUGCAGGAGGAGAUCACCACGGUGUUCAUCGUUGGAUUCCCGGACGACAUGACGGAGCGCGAGUUCGCGAACAUGUUUCUGUUCGCCAAAGGGUUCGAGGCAUCCACGCUCAAAAUCCCAGCUGGUGGUAUGACAGGCACCGGCCAGAGUGGGCAGCGGGAAAGCUCUGUUUCAGGGCCACCAGGGCCGUACAACUCGGUGCAGUUGCAAGGAAUGGCGCCUGCUGGAUCCAACAGUGGACCCAGCUGGGAUGAGCAAGCACUCUCCUUGGCUCUGGUCCGCGCAGGCGCAGGUCAUGAUGCCUUUGCGAAUCUCGGCGCGGGCGCAGGUCUCCCCGGCUUUAAUUCAAACAGCCAGGGGCAACCGGGUGGCAAGAUCAAGCAAAUCAUCGGCUUUGCCAAGUUCCGUACGCGCCAAGACGCGCUUGAGGCUAGGGAUGCGCUCAAUGGUCGCAAGAUUGAUGCGGAGCGCGGAUGCGUGCUGAAGACGGAGAUGGCGAAGAAGAAUCUGCACACGAGACAGAGGCCGGCACUUACGCUUGGGAUAAAACCAGGCCCGCACGGUGUCGACGGGGGUUACGGCGCGCUGUCGCCUUAUGCAGGCAGCGCUAUGGGCGACAGGGACCCAGCACAUGCUUUUGGCUAUGGCUCUCGCCCCCCGCCACAGCCCUCUCAGCCUGGCCAAGGAGGAUUCGUCGGUCAGCCACAAGGCUUCGACCGACAAGGCGCUUUGCCACAGCAGGAGACAUCCAUGCGGCAUACAGAGCUUCUCCGAGCCUCUGGGACUGGCGCGAGCAACCCGUCCCAGUCACAAGCACCGGUCAACUUUGCUCAACCUCAGGAACGCUGGGCGCCGAUGGGGCCGCUCGACUUUUAUAACGACGAGGCUGAUCGAGCGGCGCAGCCCUCCGCGCGAUCGGAUUGGGGGUCCGUCGGCUCGCCGCCGGCACGCCAUCCUCAGCCGCGAGCGCCGGGCCUUGCACCUGUCAAUUCGAUGCUGCCAGGAGCGCCCUACGCUGCUGCUACAGGCGCUCGGAUGCGACAGGGAGAGGAUUUUGGAGUGGGGGAGCUGAGACAAGAAACACACCCAGACAACAACAUCAACAAUAGUACCAGGCCCAAUCAGGACUUGAGUAAUCUUCUUAAUGAUCAAGCUCAAGCUUCUCGCCCUGGUCCGCCUGGGCUCGGCUCCCCCAACGUCGCAGAUCCGUCUUCGGCUGACCAGCGGCCGCAAGCGAAGAACGAAGCUUCGGCGCCGCGUUCACAUCGAUCUGGGAGCACCCCAAGUCCACCCAGCUCAGAAUUACCUAGUCCGACUCAUCGGGGCUUUGUCGGCGACCAGCAUCCUCCCGGUACUACCCUCUUCGUCGGCAAUCUUCCCGCUAACCUCUCAUCUGCUAGCUCUGCUCAGCUCGAGGAGAAGCUGCGAAGCCUCUUCAGCAGUCGUCAAGGUUUCCGCCAGAUGUCUUACAAGCUCAAGGGGCACGGACCGAUGUGCUUUGUCGAGUUCGAGAGCAUCUGUCAUGCGCGAAAUGCGCUGACGGAGGUCAAUGGUGACUCCCUCGGUGGGUUGCUGAAGGGUCAAGGGAUCCGACUGAGCUACUCAAAGAAUCCGCUCUUCCGGCAUAGCAAUGCCAACUCUUCUCCGCCCGAUCAAGGCACCGGCUUGAAUGGAUUCCACUCGCCUCAAGGGCCACGAGGGGCCAUGUGCGAGGACGUACUCGACAUGGACAAGCUGAAUAACCUUGAAGAGACCGCAUUUGGGCAUGGAUACGCUGGCGGCUUCACACAUGGAGCGCUGCAUGGAAAGUUCGAAGGCCGGGCGUUGGGCCGCGAGAAGGGUUUCGACAUUUGGGGCGAAGUAGGCUACUACGAAGGGAUGGCGGCGAUGUGGCAGCGGUUGUUACAGGACGGGACAUCAGAGCAGGACCGAUCGCGCAAGCAGAACAAACAGAUGCAACAGAUUGGCUCCUUGCUCGAACUCAUCGUUGCGUUUCCGACACGCAACGACGCAGCCGGUGGAGGGAGUCAGGAUCAGUCGCCAGACCUUGGUCAGCUGUUGGAGCGAAUCCGAGCACGAUUCAAGCUCACUGCUUCCACCUUGGGUUUCCAUCCGAGCGAUGGCCCAUUUGCCGCAGGAGCAGACCUGGGGCCAGGAACGUCGCAGCCGCAGCUCGCUGAGAUUGGCGGACGCCUGCCUGCCCCCAAGCCAGAAAGCAAGACCGCAAGCAACACAAGUAUCGCAUUCAUGUCCACACUUCGCAUUCACCCUCCGGCGGAGGCCGCAAUAGGAGCAGCAAAGCCUGACGCUGCAUUCGGCGUGCAGUCGCUGUUGAACCUCCGGCCCAUGCAUGCAACAACGAUCAUCAGCCCGUUCCUCUUGCUUCAUUUGGAUCCGCACACAAUCACCACGUCGUACAGCUUCCACAAUCUUCUGAACAACAAGCAUCGCAGCAGGACAAGGCUGUCCGCCUUGGAAAGCCAUACUUCCUUGUUGUACUAG